GUCCGAUUUGCGCGUCCCGGGCGUGACACCAUCUAGCGCGUUCACGCGAUUUGUGAAGAGGAAGACGUCCAUCACGCACACCUCUCGUCCAACGCAGGGAUUUUUGGAGGCGAAAUCUACUUCACGUCAUCAUAGUAAUAAAUAAUUUUAACAAUAACAAGGAAAAAAAAGCGCGAGGACACAAGUUCGCGGGAUUUUUCCGGGGCUUGAUCCAGCAACGAGCCCGAGGAGGAAAGGACCAAACCAGGCGGCGGGGGCGGGGGGCGCCAUGGAGGGGAUGCAGGCGUACGGAGCCGGGAAAGCCGGAGGAGCCUUCGACCCGGUCACCUUCUUCCAGCAGCCUCAGACGAUACUCCGCAUUGUGUCGUGGCUCUUCUCCAUCGUCAUCUUCGGCUGCAUCGCCAACGAGGGCUACAUAAACAGACCCAACGAGGUGCAGGAGUACUGCAUUUUCAACCAGAACCAGAACGCUUGCAACUACGGCGUCUUCAUGGGCUCCAUGGCCUUCCUGUGCUGCGUGGCCUUCCUGGCCCUGGACGUCUACUUCCCGCAGAUUAGCAGCGUCAAAGACCGCAAGAAGGCGGUGCUGGCCGACAUCGGCGUGUCAGCCUUCUGGUCCUUCAUGUGGUUCGUUGGCUUCUGCUUCCUGGCCAAUCAGUGGCAGGCAACCGACCAGCAGGACGACCCGCUGAGGGAGCGCGGGGACGCCGCCCGAGCCGCCAUCACCUUCUCUUUCUUCUCCAUCUUCACUUGGGCGGCGCAGGCCUUCCUGGGCUUCCGACGAUACAAGCUGGGGUCCGACUCGGCCCUAUUCUCGCAGGAGUACACGGACCCCAGCCAGGAUGCGACGGCCGGCAGUGGACCCUACACCUCCUUCGGUGGAGACGACCUGGAGAGCCCGCCGGGCGGAGGAGGAGGAGGAGGCGGAGAAAGGCAGGCCGGAGACAACGUUUUUGACGGCACCGCCGGCUACCAGCGUCAGGACUACUGAGGGAUUGCAGAGGUAGACGGGGUAAUAGGAUCACUUUGGUGGAGAGAGCAGGAGGUCUUCUCUUACUCACUUCCAGUUUAAAUCAAGUACAGUAGGAACUUUGAAGUCCAAAGCAAUCACUGGUAGGUUUUCAUUUGAUUGGGAUUUAGAAAGUAAAGAGUAUCCGGAUCAGUUUGUGUUCACAUUGCGAAUCGGUUCAAAAGAUUUCUGGGUUUUUUUUUUUUGUUUUUUUUUUUUUGUGAGUCAUUUAAGGUCUGAUGGGGCAUCAGUUCAGUCCAGUAGACGUACAUGGUAAAGUUAAUCCGGGUUUAGUUUGUGUUCACAUUGCAAACUGGUUUUAACUGAUCCAUUUCAGGUGUAAGCACGCCUUAAAUCAAUCCUGGUUAGGAGGAUCUUACGUUUUCUCCCCCUGGUCCAUUUCAGUUCUGACUGGGCUUCAAGUCAAUCCAAUGAAGACAUUUUCAACUUGGCAUAUUUCAACCAGCUUGUGUUCACACAUCAGUUUGAUUCGAAAUUGAAUCCAGUUCUUUUUCAAAUCAUAUGGGGCUUUGAAUAAAUGCAAUGAAAAAAUGUCUUUGCAUGGCAAAUUAGUUUGAAAGACAAUUGAGUCCUUUUUUGCUCGUCAUUUAAGGUCCGAUGGAGUCUCAAGCGGUCCAGAUUCAAAUGGACAAUGAUUGCCAUUGGAUUGACUUGAUCGAUUACCUUUUCUGCUGUUUCACCUUUUAUUUCACUGCAAGCUCGGUCAUUUUACACCUUACUUAACUCACUCAACACCCACUGACUUAAACGUAAACAGCCUAAGUAUGAAACUGCAUUGCUGCAUUUUAAACUAAAUAUAUAAAUAGUGUACAUAAACGGUUCAGUAGAUGAGUGUUUCAAAUGAUUGAAGCUUGAGGGCGUUCCGGUACCAGGAAAAUAAAAAGACAAAAGAAGGAAUAUUAACUAUGUUUUUUGGUUCUCUGUAUGCCUCAACCUUUUCUGUUGCGCGAGGAGAUAUUUUUAUUUUGGGAUAAUAAUAAUAAUGAGAGUAAAAAUACGUGACCGAGCUUUCAAAGUACAGUAUAUGCACAUAUCCUAUGUUUACUUUAUACCGUGCAAGUGUGUAGACGUAGACAUGCGUGAUGUUGCCUGUCGAAUAUGUUAAAACAAGAGUUCUCUAUUUGAAUAGGUAUACAUGUAUGUUUUGGAUGUUGUUGCUUCCAGCCGACGAGAAUAAAAGCAAAAGAAAAGCUGG
Messenger RNA from Hippocampus zosterae (dwarf seahorse), 2225 nucleotides. RefSeq names its product synaptogyrin-1-like. The transcript is spliced from 4 exons. Gene Ontology annotation, cellular component: neuromuscular junction; synaptic vesicle membrane. The record is from RefSeq and is a predicted model, not a curated record. Bases 269 to 991 code for a protein of 240 amino acids. NCBI's taxonomy places the organism in Eukaryota, Metazoa, Chordata, Actinopteri, Syngnathiformes, Syngnathidae.